GUCUGAGUCUGACUCUGACUAGCUAGUCUGAGUGUGACUCUACAGUUGUAACUCUGAGCUGCACAAUCGUGGCGUCCAUGCCCCUCGACCAGGCUCUAGGCAGCAGGCUCAUGCCAGCAUUAUCUGAUUCUUACAGGAUCACAGUGGUGCCACAUUGCAUCAGCAUACCAGCCAAAAAAGAUGCAUUUGCUCCUUUUGUGUGCUUACAAGCUUUUCAUAAGGGUUUCUGCAAUCACGUAACUUUGCAAGCUGUGCAUCCUCUGCAUACCUAGAAUGAAAGAAAGUGGUUGCAAUUGCAUCACUUUGAUAUCCAAAACGGCAAAAAAUGCUCUUUGGCAGCAACUUAUGCGCCCCAGCAGAAGGAAAGGGCAGACUGUGAGUUGUAACUGCACCACUGCCAGGUGUUACAAAGCUGGGGGGCACUGAAUGCACCCUUUUCAGGACAUGCAAAAGUUUGAAGUCAGGGUGCCGAACUGUCAUCUCCAGGAGCCUGAGGUGUCAAAUAAUGAAGUUUAAGGCUGCCUUCACUGAUCGAGGCGUAAAUAUCUUAGAGAAGCGAUUUGUACCCGCUUUUGAAAAGAUUGGAAAGACAUGCCAUGUCUACUUGACCCGGGAUCAUGUCAUCCUGUUACACAACGUUCUCAACUCAGAUGGCGUGCAAGCCAUUGCGCAGCUUGCCAAGGACGCAAUCUUCGAUGACUACCGCAUCAGCAGUCAGAACAAUGACUGCAUUGCAUUCCAGGUGGACCUGUCCCUCCUCCUGCGUGCUCUGCGCAGCAGUGUUGCGAUGGAUGGAGACAAGCUCCAGGUGAAGCUGGUCAAGAAGCGGGCCAGCCUCACAGAAAAGUCCAUGCCGUUUCUCACCUUCGAAAGCAAGGGCUACCGAAGCGCUAUCCUCCAAGACGUUCCCAUCUCUCCUCCCCUUUCCCGAGCCGAUGUGGCGGACCUGCAGGCGGCCCUGGAUGCUGUUCAAGAUUUGCCACCAACGCUGGUGGGGCUGCCCGACCUGGUGGCGCUGCAGGCGCUGGUGGAGCGGCUGAAGGCGGUGGGGGAGGUGCUGGACGUGGGGCUCACCCAGGCGGGGGACCUCUUCCUGCGCGUCAUCACCGCUUUUGUCUCCAUCGGGACACAGUUCCGGCACCUGCGCGUGCUGGGGAUUCGAGGAGCUGCAGCCCCGGUUGACGACACGGUUGAAGGAAGUGCGCGCUUGCAAAGGGCCUUGGAACAAGGGGAGGCUUCCGUCGUGAAGGUCAACAUGAAGCACUUUGUACGAAGUCUGCAGUGUCAUUUGACGAAGCCCGAUGCGUGCUACUGUGGUGUUGCCCCUGGAAACGCGUGCCUGCUAAUGAUGUUCCAAUAUUUUGCACCGGGGACACGCUUGACCGACGACUCAAUCAGUCUACAAUACCGUCUUCCGGUUCUUGAGCAAGAUGAUUAAACGCAAGAAUGAUCUGGAUUGCAUGUGGAGGGAUGCUAAUAAAGAUUGAAGUAAGAGAUCACACCAGGCGAGAGCAUUUCGCGAAGCUCAGUUCCUUUACAAGUUAAUUAGCGAUAAUCGAUCCGAGUCAACCCAUGAUAGGUCUCAGUACCUUGGUCCUUGGCUGAGCGAGCCUGGACCAGUCAAGUUUUGUGACUCUAAAAUUGGGAUUUGCAGUUUUUCAUGGAGUUGCGGCUGCUUAUGCGGGAGUUCAACAAUGUUUUACAAAGACUGCUCGUUGAGCAUAGACAACGCUACAGACCGAUCCGACACUCACCAAAAUUGUCCUCCGCGGGGGCUGCUUGGCAUGCAGCUGACAAGAUUCCUGGAGCCUCCCGUUGUCAACUGACUCGCAUGCAAACCGAA
Molecule: messenger RNA, 1843 nt
Organism: Klebsormidium nitens
Lineage: Eukaryota; Viridiplantae; Streptophyta; Klebsormidiophyceae; Klebsormidiales; Klebsormidiaceae
Source: the annotation of a GenBank genome assembly